Paralichthys olivaceus (Japanese flounder) is the source of this 3892-nucleotide messenger RNA. The record is from RefSeq and is a predicted model, not a curated record. Lineage: Eukaryota; Metazoa; Chordata; Actinopteri; Pleuronectiformes; Paralichthyidae.
GUCUGUCUGGUUGAUCAGUGACCGGUGCUUCACUCGAACUUUUUAAACUUGUGAUAGUUUCCUCACAGUCCUCAGUAAUAUUGUCAAGACGUUUUAAAAACUUCUUUCUGUCCGACAUUUGAAUUCGUUCAUCAGCAGCUGAGAGGAUUUGUCUGCAGUUGCUUUGCUCGCUCCUGUUUUUGGGUUCAGCUGAGACCCGAGGACGUUCAUGCAGCGUUACCGCCAAUAUGGCGCCUCCUACUCCUCCCCCUCUGCUCCUGUAGAGGAGGCCGAGGCCCAGGAGGAGGAGGAGGAGGAGGAGGAUGAGUAUGCUGAAGAGGAGGUGUGUGAGGAGGAGGAGCCGCUGGUAGAGGAGGGGGUGCAGGACGUGGUCCAGGGCACAGGAGGCGUUAAUGAGGAGGAGGUCCCACAGAGGAAAGAGGAGGUGACACCGCCUGUCUCUGAGACAGAGGCUAAGGUUCCACCAGUGGAGAGCAAGAAUGGAAAGAGGACAGAGGGAGGAGGAGACGCAGGAGGAGGAGGAGGUCCUAAAUACUCCAUGUUCACCUGGUUUGUGGUCCUGGCUCUGCUUGGAGUGUGGAGCUCUGUGGCCGUGGUCUACUUCGACAUCGUGGACUACGACAGUGUGAUCGCCAGAGCUAAGGACUUUCACAUGAACUUUUCUCAAGUUUUACAAGGUAAACUCAAGGCCUACGACACAGACGGAGACGGAGACUUUGACGUGGAAGAUGCUAAAGUUCUGCUCGAUGAGAGGGAAUUGAAAGGCCCCGUUCUCAGGAGACACAGACUGAGAAGAGAGGACAAGAAAGACGUGAAGAAGAAAGAAGAGAAGAACAUGGGAGCUGCCACUCAAAAGAUGAAACCCUCAGAAGAAGCGCUGACGUCUGCUGGAAAGAACGUAACGCGAGACCGUCCUGUCCGAGGGCUCAGGCUGCGCUCGGCUCUGAAGGAUGAGCUGAGGAUGAUCCACGAGAAGAUGGAGGUCAAGAGAAUCGCUCGCAUCGCACUGGCUGAGAUCAGGGCCUUCCUCGCCGAAGAGGAGGAGGAGAAGGAGGCGAUCUGGGCAUCGAAGAUGAAGAUGCUGGAGGCUGCUCAGGAACAACUGAGAGAGGAGAGGAGGAGGGAGGCAGAGAGAGUAGAGAAAGAAGAAAAGGAAAGGAUGGAGAAGGAGAAGGUGGAGAAGGAGAGGAUUGAAAAGGAGAGGAUUGAAAAGGAGAGGAUUGAAAAGGAGAGGAUGGAAAAGGAGAGGAUUGAAAAGGAGAGGAUUGAAAAGGAGAGGAUGGAAAAGGAGAGGAUUGAAAAGGAGAGGAUGGAGAAGGAAAGGAUUGAAAAGGAGAGGAUGGAGAAGGAGAGGAUUGAAAAGGCAAAGGCUGAACAGGAAAGGAUGGAAAAGGAGAAAGCAGAGAAGGAAAGGAAGGAGAAGGAGAAAGCGGAAAAGGAGAGGAUGGAAAGGGAGAAGGUAGAGAAGGAAAGGAUAGAGAAAGCUGAGAAGGAGAAGGUAGAGAAGGAAAGGAUGGAGAAAGCUGAGAAGGAGAAGGUAGAGAAGGAAAGGAUGGAGAAAGCUGAGAAGGAGAAGGUAGAGAAGGAAAGGAUAGAGAAAGCUGAGAGGGAGAAAGCGGAGAAGGAGAGGGUGGAAAGAGAAGCCAAAGAAAAGGCUGAAAGGGAGAGGCUGGCACGAGAAAGGGCAGAAAAAGAGAGACAAGAAAUGGAGAAAAGAGAAAAGGCGGCCAGAGAAGAGAGGGAACGACUGGAGCAUCAGAAGAUUGAAAGGGAAAGGAUGGAGAGAGAGCGACUGGUCAGGGAACGAGAGAGGGAAGCCAAGGAGAAGGAACGACUGGAAAGAGAAAGAUUGGCAAGGGAGAAGGCUGAAAAGGAGAGGAUAGAGAGGGAGCGCAUCGCCAAAGAAAGAGAGAGAAUAGCCAAGGAGAAGGAGAGGAUGGAGAGAGAGAAGGUGGAGAAAGAACGACUGGAGAAAGAGACUCUUGAAAAACAGCGGAUCGCUAAAGAGAAAGCGGAAAAAGAACGACUGGAGAGGGAACGCAUCGCUAAGGAAAGAGAGAGGAUUGCAAAGGAGAGGAUGGAGAGAGAGAAGGCAGAAAAGGAGAGGCAGGAGAAAGAACGAGUGGCUAAAGAGAAAAUGGAGAAAGAGAGACUGGAACGAGAACGCAUCACAAAGGAAAGAGAGAAAAUCGCCAAGGAACGAGAAAUGGCAGAAAAAGAAAGACUGACCAGAGAGAAGGAAAAGAUGGAGAGAGUGACGAGAGAGAAGGAAGAGAGGGAACAGAUGGAGAGAGAGCGCAUUGCCAGGGAAAGAGCAAGAAUCGCUCAGGAGAAGGAGAGAUCAGAGAAAGAAAGAUUAGAGAAGGUGAGAGCGCAAAAAGAGAGGGCUGCUAAAGAAGAGAGGGAGAGAGCGGAGAAAGAGCGUCUGGAGAAGGAAAGGAUAGAACGAGAAAGACUCAAGAAGGAGAGACUGGAGAAAGAGAAAUCGGCGAGGGAACAGUGGGAGCGACAGAAGGCUGAAAAGGAGAGAGCGGUUCGAGAGAGGGAACUGAUGGAGAGGCAGAAGCUCGCCAGAGAAAAAGCUCUGCGGGAGAAGAUGGAGGAGGAGAAAGCAAACCGGGAACGAACCGGACAAGAAGUUCAGGGGAGGAGACGGAACAGUUCACAUCUCAAAGCUGCAACAGCCGAGGAGAAAACCGAGAGAGCGAGUGUGUCCGCGUACAGAUCCUCACUGUGUGUUUGGGCUCCUCCAGCUGCUGUCCCUCUCCCUCCUCUGGUGGAAGAAGACUUCGUUCCAGACGAUCCUCGAGACAGCACGCAUCCAUACGAGGAUGACGUCAUCACCAUCGACACCACAGGAGUUUUGUUGGAGGAGACGCUGCCGGAGGAGAGCGUGGUGACGUCUGGACAGUAUCUGACCAGCUCUAAACUCUCCCAGGAAGCAGCAGAGAAACAAGAACCUGAGAGUGAGAAGCUCAAAGAGACCGAGAGCAUCACAGAGGAAACAGCAGAGAAACAGACUCAGGACAAACUCCAAGAAAAAGCCAAGAAGAAAAAACCAAAACUGUUGAAUAAGUUUGAUAAAACCAUUAAAGCAGAGAUCGAUGCAGCAGAGAAGCUUCGCAAGAAGGGGAAGGUGGAGGAGGCGUUACGAGUCUUCGAGGCCCUGGUGCAGCAGUAUCCACAGAGUCCCCGCGCUCGCUAUGGAAAAGCUCAGGCGGAGGACGACGUGGCCGAGAAGCUGCGCAGUAACGACAUGCUGCAGAGAGCCAUCAACAGCUACAGAGAGGCGGCCGAGCUCCCUGACGUGACCCCUGACCUCCUGAGGGCUGCGCUGAAGAGACGAGCUGAGAGGCAGCAGUUCCUGGGACGGAUGCGAGGGUCUCUGGCGACUCUGGAGAAGUUGGUUCAAAUAUUUCCAGACGACGUCAGUCUGAAGAACGACCUGGGCGUUUCCCACCUGUUGCUAGGAGACAACAAGGGCGCCAAGAAGGUGUAUGAGGAGGUCCUGGAGGCUGCCCCCGGCAACGGCUUCGCUAAAGUUCACUACGGCUUCAUCCUGAAAUCUGAGAACAAGAUCGCAGAGAGUAUACCCUACCUGAAGGAGGGUUUGGAGUCGGGUGAACCAGGGACGGACGACGGGCGUUUUUAUUUCCACCUGGGAGACGCUCUGCAGAGAGUCGGAGACGACAGCGCGUAUCACUGGUACGAGCUGGGUCACAGGCGAGGUCACUUUGCGUCGGUGUGGCAGAGAUCGCUGUACAACGUGAACGGACUGAAGGCUCAGCCCUGGUGGACGCCAACAGAGACGGGAUACACCGAUCUGGUCAAGAACACACGUCGACCAGAUGCUGAUGGAAGUGAACACACCAACACAACUUCACUCCAGUGA